Messenger RNA from Alternaria rosae, 2415 nucleotides. RefSeq lists its product as uncharacterized. NCBI's taxonomy places the organism in Eukaryota, Fungi, Ascomycota, Dothideomycetes, Pleosporales, Pleosporaceae. The coding region runs from base 1 to 2193 and encodes 730 amino acids. The record is from RefSeq and is a predicted model, not a curated record. The transcript is spliced from 3 exons.
AUGUCACUUCUGAGCACGCCGCAGACGGGACGGUGGAGGGAUUAUAGCGACGGACAUCGCUUGCAGACGUUGCAACACGAUUCUUGGCGAGAAGCGCAAUGGUUCAAAGUCAGCAUUGCUAUCAGUCUUACGCUUGCGUCACCCUACGUACUGCGAGUCAUCCUCAGUACAAUCACGUGUGUUAAGCUCUACCUUUUCCCAACGACAACGCCAAGCGAUCCCGAAGAUGAAUUUGCCAGCCACCUUGUUCCAUCAGGGACUAUGAGCACUACAAAGGGUACGAAAGGAGGACUGAGAUAUUGGGUGUCCAGCCUUGCCGCCCAAGACCCUUGCUGGGAAGCUCGGCAUCGAUUCUUUGGCUCCUUUCUCCUUGCAUCGUUUCUGUUGGUGCUGUACCAAUCCAUUGUGGGGAUACUUCUGACCGACAACGUCGCAAGAAGCAGAUCAGCCCUGCUAAAGUCAGAUGCAUGUGGCCUUUACGAAUACGACAACGAAAAAGCCGGCGAAGAAGAAGCUUCAAAAGCUGAUAUGCUCAUGGUGGACAGAGAAAGACGUGCGGCGACCUAUGCGCAAGAGUGCUACAACCAUGAUUCCAUUACGAACGUCAAAGCCACGAACUGCGACUUCUUCUAUAACUCAACCAUCGGUUAUGAAGUGCAGGAAGAUAAAUGCCCCUUUGACAGGACCGACAUAUGCGUUGAUGGCUAUCAACCCGGCUCGGCCAUCACCUUUGACACCAACUGGGUCAACUUAGGAAUACUAGGUAUCAACGAGAAAUCCAUGCACAAAUUUCGACGCAAGACAACAUGUGCGCCGCUGAGCGCAGAGCGGCCUUUUGUCCAACACUUCACCAACAGCGGGACGGGCGAGUCGGGGUACAAGUACUUUUAUGGAUCGCUCUACGAUACGAGGAACUGCUCGGACGAAGUUCAUGCUCCUCCAACUGUGCUCUCGGAAUACACUAUGCGUAUAACGGGCCAUCCAUUUGACUGGCAAGCGCCCGUGUACAAAGUCAAUACUUAUGCAACCUCCUUGCUGGACCCGACAUGCGACUUUUACCAGCCGUCACCAGAUCUGCAAGCUUCGGGCCUAUUGCCACACCGAACCAAGACCUUGAGCCUCGUCUUCGUUACGGCUUUACGCAUACUUUACACCAAGCGUAGUAACGACCCCAUCUUUCCCGCCGAUAAAGCUUUCCAGUACCCUGGUGAUAAGGGCUAUUACUACUACAACUCGCAGCCGAAAGCGCGAGCGUUCGCCUGCAUAGAUGAGACGAUCUUCUGUGCACCUUCGGGCUCUCCAUGCUGGCAUGCCAACGACCCAAUACCAGCUGGCGGAUCCAAUACAUCAUCCUAUUGGUUCAUGAAGUACGCAUUGAAAAGCUCAAACACCUACGAUGCUAUCAAACUGCGUUUGGGAAGCGGGCUUUUGGCGCAGCAACGAGUCGGCCAGUCUAGAUCGAUGCCACUGGCUGACAAUCACUGGCAACUGGAAGCCGAGCAUCUAUUCAAGACAUCUCUUGCAAGAGCCCAGUUCGACGCCUGGAGCAUCGCAAGUGCAGAAGAUCACGACAAUCCGACUUAUACCGAUACACUUCCUGAUGAAGCGAGGGGGAACAUGUGUGGGCUCUUCAAGUUCCAAGCAUCUGGCUACAUCAACAUUCGUAUACAGCCAUUUGUUUGGUUGAUGUUAGCCUGGCCCCUUAUGCUGCUCCUAAGCAUCGAACUCCGAACCUACGAGAAGCUGUGGAAAGUCGCUAUAUCGGACAUCAGAAGGAUGAGCAAACAGCCAGCCAGGUCCAACGCAGAUGCAACUGCGACAACAACAGUCCCGACUACAAACACUUCGACGUCAACUCCGGGUACUGCAAUUACAGAUUCGACGACGCUAGAUCAGCAGCAAGAAGCGAUUGACUCAAACGCUACAGCUAAUACGACCUCGCAGCGACCAAACACGACAAGCAGCACUACACCCCUCAUCGCCACGUCUUCGGCAUCUGCAUCGUCGGACGCGAAUCCCAACUACGGAACUUCUAGCACUCUGAGCAGUACGCCCUCGGACCCUAGUUCUGAGACCACCAAAUCCGAAUGGUCACCUUUGUUGAUACACAGUCCAGCUGUGCUAGGUGUAUGGAUGUAUAAGAGAAUGAGGAAUGGGAGGAGCAACAGAAUUGAUGGUGGUGAAACGGUCUGAUGUGCAGAUUGUGACUUUCCAGAUUUAGAACGAGAGUGAGGGAAGACAACAAGGCACGGGUAGUAGUCCAAGUCAAGUUGAACACGGCCUCGAACAUGUCACCAAGCACGCACAUGCACAAAGUAGAGAGCAAGAUCACAAUCUUCUUUUAAUAAACCAUGUCUGGCUUUUAUAUCCCAUCUAUCAUUCAAGAAAAGGGAUAGAUACCUAACGCACCUUAUC